Messenger RNA from Schistocerca cancellata (South American locust), 900 nucleotides. Its product is annotated as brachyurin-like. The record is from RefSeq and is a predicted model, not a curated record. Gene Ontology annotation, molecular function: serine-type endopeptidase activity. Gene Ontology annotation, biological process: proteolysis. The transcript is spliced from 6 exons. NCBI's taxonomy places the organism in Eukaryota, Metazoa, Arthropoda, Insecta, Orthoptera, Acrididae. The coding region runs from base 1 to 900 and encodes 299 amino acids.
AUGUCAGCUGAGAGCCGACCUCUGGUUGCAGCGCUGGCGUACGGCGGCCAGCGCAUCGUGGGCGGCAGCGAGGCGGCGCGCGGCCAGUUCCCGCACCAGGCGGCGCUCACCGUCGACUACUCCAGCUUCUGCGGCGGGUCGCUCGUCUCGCCGCGCUGGCUCCUCACCGCCGCCCACUGCGCCUACGGGGCGUCGAUAUGGAGGAUCUACUUGGGUGGCGUAAGGUCAGAUUCGGCAUCUGAGGCCGGCCGCAUCACCAUCACCUCGUACGAAGCCAUAGUCCAUGAGCAGUACGAUCCUUACUACAUCACCAGAGACGUCGCCGUUAUCAACCUUGGACAGGACGUUGAGCUCACCGCACAGUGCGUCGCCAACCAGCCCACCAAAGCAGUCGAAGAAUGUCUCGUUCAUUCCAGCUCCCUGGCAGACACGGGGCUGCGCUUGUCGGCGGCUCCCAUUGUGAGCUGCCUCAUUAGGCAGCAGGGGGAUUACAUCCAGCCGAUACAGCUGCCGCCCAGUUCGCUGUCUACCGAGAGGUUCUUGGGAGAAACUCUGACCAUCAGCGGCUGGGGCUACACCUCCGAUGAUUCGUACAGCGUGUCCGCUCAGCUGAUGUACGUGCGCGUCGGCGUGCUGUCUAACGCGGUGUGCCAGCUGUACUACGGCGGCAGCGUGCUCAGCUCCACACUGUGCACCAGCGACGCGUCCACCAAGGGCACCUGCGGGGGUGAUAGCGGAGGACCCGUGGUGAGGACCAACGAAGACGGUAGCUUCGUCCUUCUGGGAGUCGUCAGCUAUGGUUCCAUUUACGGCUGUGAGCGCAACUACCCCUCUGGACACGCCAGAGUCACCUCUUUUCUCGACUGGAUAUCCGAGAAGACUGGCAUUGCCAUCUCAUAG